Molecule: messenger RNA, 2145 nt
Organism: Salvia hispanica
Lineage: Eukaryota; Viridiplantae; Streptophyta; Magnoliopsida; Lamiales; Lamiaceae
Source: RefSeq, a predicted model, not a curated record
GCCAAGUAUUCAUAUUUCUCGGGCCGGGUCCAAUUUACUAGUGUACGGACUACAUUUUAUUUUUGUAUCUUCCUUUGAAAAAAAUCAUUAGAUCUGAGCUCCCAUUUGGCAGAUCCGCAGUGAUGGAUUCCGAACAACAGCCGCCGAAAGUGUAUCUCCACCCCCGGCGGGAGGCCUUCGAGCACGGCCUCCUUCCCAUCCCCAAGCUCAUCUUCACAGAUGGCCUGCAAAGUCUGUCCCAUAUCAAAUCCGACAUUCUCUCAUCCACUCCUAACCACCGAGUUAACUCCGAAACCUUAUCCCGCGUCCUUCAAAUCCCCCCCGACCAUUCGCGCCUUCUCAUCGAAACCAUAUCCGUUGUCCUGCAUCGCGACUCCGAUCCCCUUCUCAAGGCUACCACUCCCCAAGAGAUGGAUAAAGCAGGGGUCAAUGUCUUUGAUUUGCUUCUCUUUCUCUACAUACAGAAUUACAAGAGGUUGCUCCCCAAAAGCCACAAGGAUUCUGCUGCUGUCGCUGAUGUUUGGCCCUCUACGUCGGCUUUCGAUGGAAUUUUAUCCGUACUCUCGCCAUUGCAGCUGGUGCGGAGCAACAGCCGUAGGUUUGUGCCAUCCCAAGGUGACGAAGAGGCUCAUCAGUUAUCGUAUCUACAUAAGCACAUCGGCAACAUUCUUUGCCUCUUGGCAGAUUCUGUAGAUGGGAAAGGGAAUAAGGAAGGUGAAGCAGAAGAGGAAGGUUAUGAAUCUAUGGUGUUAUCUGUGGAUAAGUUCGAACAUCUUGGCUUUCUGCUCUUAUUUGGAGAUAAUGGAUCUCAGAGAUUUCCCUUAAGCCAGAAUACUCCAUUUUUUGCGAAUUCAGAUCCCAACAUGCCUGCAUCUCCUGUUCCUGCACCACUCGUUCUAGAUUGGCUUCUUGAGAACAUAUCCUCUGCCCAGGAACAUAUUUCUGAGAGGUCUACAAAAGAAAAUGGGCCUAGUAGUUCUUCUGAUCAGGAUGUUGCAAUGGCUGAUGCAGCCGCAAGCUCUGCAAAGCCCUCAAGCAGCAUCAGAGGUCCAAGUUUGAUUGAGGGGGUCUCUAAAUCAUCAUGCGUAAAGCAGACAUCUGAUAUUAAGGGCACAUCUGUUAAGGUAGUAAAUUGCCAUGAAUCAGUAAUUUACAUCAUGGCGCCUGUGAAAUAUGCAACAGUCUAUGGAUGUUCUGAUGCAACUAUUGUCCUUGGAGCUGUUGGCAAGGCUGUUAGAGUUGAACACUGUGAACGUGUUCAUCUUAUCAGUACAACCAAGCGUAUCUGCAUUGCGAACUGCCGUGAAUGUGUAUUCUUCUUAGGGGUUAAUCAGAAACCCCUCAUUGUUGGUGAUAAUCACAAGUUGCAGGUGGCCCCUUAUAACACAUUCUACCCACAACUGGAGGAGCACAUGAAUCAAGUUGGAAUUGAUCCAAAAGUGAACAAUUGGGAUAAACUUAUGAUUCUUGGGGUGAUUGACCCGCAUGAUUCGUUAUCUCAUCCGGCUGGUGGCUCAGAUAUCCAAUCUGAAUCUGCCACAUGCCUUGAUCCAGAUCACUAUACCAAUUUUGUGAUUCCAAGCUCAUUGGUGAGUGAACAAGCUGGUUCGACAAAUGAUAACCCAUUCCCUUUACCUGAUCCUUACCUUGCAUCACAACAGAAAAAUCAUAAAAGUUUAGAAGAAGUUAAGCAACUUCUGAGGGAUACUAAACUUGACGAUACCCAGAAACGCGAAUUAUCAGGCGCACUCCAUUCUUGUUUCAAAGAAUGGUUAUUUGCAUCUGGAAACGUUCGACAGCUUUACUACUUACCGGGCGAAUAAGAGCACAUGCUGUAGGAAGAUCAAAAUUAAGCAAGAAUGAAGUGAAAUUUCCUACUACAUUUUCCCCCUUUAAAUUAAUAUUUAGGUGAUUCAAGUUCCGUUUUUGUUGAUCUGGAGGCUGAUGGGGCUUUGACGCGGCCGAGUUCGCUAACGAAUCAUGUUGUAGGUUCAAUAUAAUUGUUGGCAAAUUCUAACUACAAGAAAAGUGCAAAAAUGUAAAAAGUUAGUAUUUUUUUUCGGGGCUCUUAGAAGCUACUGUAAAACUGCAGAUUCUGCUUUGAUAAUUACACCAAAUAAUCUAUUUCCUUGUGGUGUUCAAAUA